This is a messenger RNA of Ustilago hordei, 1287 nucleotides long. RefSeq lists its product as uncharacterized. NCBI's taxonomy places the organism in Eukaryota, Fungi, Basidiomycota, Ustilaginomycetes, Ustilaginales, Ustilaginaceae. Gene Ontology annotation, cellular component: membrane. The coding region runs from base 1 to 1287 and encodes 428 amino acids. The record is from RefSeq and is a predicted model, not a curated record. The transcript has a single exon. Gene Ontology annotation, molecular function: serine-type endopeptidase activity.
AUGCCCUCGCCAUUCACUCGGAAAGUAACAACAUCUCACCGACUGAGGAGUCCCUCCAAUCAUCGCCGUGAUGCCAUGCGACACUCCCGCUUACCCCCUCCACCCCCCUCCAACGCACAACCCCCAUCCAUCUCCCGCGCACUCCUCUUCUUGAUCGGCUUCUCAACCCUUACCUUCACCUCGGCAGCCUACUACUCGCUCCGGCAAACGGAAGGUAUCGCUUGCCAGCUUGGCAGCUCACGAGAUGUAUUCUCCAACAUAUCUUCCUACUUGACCUCCUCCUCCUCCUCCUCCUCCUCCUCUUCCACUAGCUCCAGCGGCAAUGUUUGGGGGCCGGGGAUAACAGAUGAAAAGCUCUCCAACGCACAUGCCCACGACACGGCCACAAAGCUUGGUGUUCGGAUGCAAUCGCUUCUUGGAUGGUGUGAACAGUUGCACUUUCCUGCUGCGCUCACAGAGUUUAUCGGUCGGACGUAUAUCAUCGUUGCUGAAGGCUAUCUUGAACUUCCACCUUGCAAACAGGCGGUUGUGCCCAUUGUAGCGGUGAACAGUAUUGUUUUUGCUGCAUGGUCCAUCGCUUCGUUGCGACGAGGAGCCGGGGGAAGAAUGUACAAGUGGAUGUCUAGGCAUUUCGUUCAUCGUCCAGGUUCCAACCGUCUGCAUACUAUGGUUAGCUCAGUGUAUAGCCAUCAAGCUGCGCUGCAUUUGGUGUUUAAUAGCAUCGCACUUUGGUCGAUCUCCUCGUCGGCGCUGAUCUUGGCUUCUACGGGAUAUGCCUAUACCAACUCUCGCAUUCCUGAGAGUUGCGCAACACCGCAUUUUUUGGCAUUCUUCACAAGCGCCGGCUUAUUCGCAUCAAGCGUAUCGCACAUUGUCGCUGCUAUCCGGUUCAAGAGGUUAUCCUGCCUUCUAAGCCUGCCGAUAGCAAAAACUAUGAUGGCAAGAGAGGCGAGUUUAGGAGCAAGUGGUGCGGUAUACGCAUGUUUGAUCAUGUCUGCUUGCGCUUUUCCACAGGCUCAGUUAGGGAUUAUAUUCUUACCCUUUGUUACAGUUCCAAUUGGCGUUGGCGUGGCAGGGUUGGUAGCGGUUGAUGUUCUAGGAGUUCUAAGGGGUUGGAGAGUUUUUGAUCAUUGGGCUCAUUUGGGUGGAGCAGCCUUUGGAGGAUUGUAUUGGUACGGCGACGGAGUGAGAGCGUGGGAAGGGCUGAAGAAGUGCUUAGUGGAGAGAGUUGGCUUUGGGAGCGGACAGCGGGGGAGGGGGUUUCAAUAUGCCAACGAGCCCAGCUGA